AUGGAACGGAUUGUUCAAGGGCUUCUUUACUUACAAGAAUACUCAAGGUUGACAAUAAUUCAUAGAGACAUAAAAGCUAGCAAUACUUUGUUGAAUGAUGCCUUAAAGCCAAAAAUUUCAGAUUUUGGUAUGUGGUUAUGUUUCCCUGAAUAUGUAAAAAAGGGCCUAUGCUCCACAAAGUCUAAUUUGUAUAGCUUUGGAGUUUUGCUUCUGCAAAUUAUAAGUGGCAAGAGGACAGCAAGUUUCUAUGGUGAACAUGAAGAUUUAAACAUCACAGGAUAUAAAGAAGGCAGAGGCAUGGAGUUUAUGGAUUCUAGUCUUGAUGACUCAUUUUCACCAUGUAAAUUGUUGAGGUGCAUGCAUGUUGCUCUGUUAUGCGUGCAAGAAAGUGCAAAUGACAGGCCUUCUAUGUUGGAAAUUUCUUCAAUGUUGAAAAGUGAAAGUAAUCUGACAUUCCCAAAGAAACCUGCAUUUUCUAGAGCAAAUGAGGUGGAAGAAGCCAAUGAAAGAAUAUUGCAGAUGGAAACUAAAUCAAUUAAUGAAUUGACUGUCUUUGAAGCAGUAGCAAAAGAUAGUAAAGCUGAAUUCUUUUGA
Messenger RNA from Prosopis cineraria, 594 nucleotides. Its product is annotated as G-type lectin S-receptor-like serine/threonine-protein kinase CES101. Gene Ontology annotation, molecular function: protein kinase activity; ATP binding. Bases 1 to 594 code for a protein of 197 amino acids. The record is from RefSeq and is a predicted model, not a curated record. Lineage: Eukaryota; Viridiplantae; Streptophyta; Magnoliopsida; Fabales; Fabaceae. Gene Ontology annotation, biological process: protein phosphorylation. The transcript is spliced from 3 exons.